GCAUACCCCACUUCCCCGCCCCCACCUGGGUCCGCCCGCGCCCGGCGACCCGGUGGGCUCUCCGAUGCACGGCGGCUGGCGAAGGCAAGCCUACAAGCAGCACUCGCUGUCGAAGGUGAAUGAGCCACACCAGCGCGAGCCUCACGCGCGCCACGCAGCCGCCGCCGCCGCCGCCGCCUUCGCCCUGGACGCCGCGGCCGCCGCCGCCGCCGCCGGCCUGUCCCGCGAGCGCGCCCUCGACUACUACGGCCUCUACGACGAGCGCGGCCGCCCCUACGGCUACCCGGCCGUGUGCGAGGAGGACCUGAUGCCCGAGGACGACCAGCGCGCCACGCGCAACCUCUUCAUCGGGAACCUGGACCACAGCGUGUCGGAGGUGGAGCUGCGGCGCGCCUUCGAGAAGUACGGCAUCAUCGAGGAGGUGGUGAUCAAGAGGCCGGCGCGCGGCCAGGGCGGCGCCUACGCCUUCCUCAAGUUCCAGAACCUGGACAUGGCCCACCGGGCCAAGGUGGCCAUGUCCGGCCGGGUGAUCGGCAGGAACCCCAUCAAGAUCGGCUACGGCAAGGCCAACCCCACCACCCGCCUCUGGGUGGGCGGCCUGGGGCCCAACACCUCCCUGGCCGCGCUGGCCCGCGAGUUCGACCGCUUCGGCAGCAUCCGCACCAUCGACCACGUCAAGGGCGACAGCUUCGCCUACAUCCAGUACGAGAGCCUGGACGCGGCCCAGGCGGCCUGCGCCAAGAUGCGGGGCUUCCCGCUCGGCGGGCCCGACCGCCGGCUGCGCGUGGACUUCGCCAAGGCGGAGGAGACGCGCUACCCGCCGCAGUACGCGCCCGCGCCGCUGCCCGUGCACUACGAGCUGCUGGCCGACGGCUACGCGCGCCACCGCGGCCUCGACGCCGACCUGCGCGUGCGCGACCGGACCCCGCCGCACCUGCUCUACUCGGACCGGGACCGGACCUUCCUGGAGGGCGACUGGCCGGGCCCGGGCAAGGGCUCGGACCGCAGGACCGGCCUGGAGGGCUACGGGCGCUCGGCGCGCAGCCGCAGCGGGGAGCGCUGGGGCGCCGACGGGGAGCGCGCGCCGCCCAAGCCCUGGGAGGAGCGGCGCAAGCGCCGCAGCCUGUCGGGCGAGCGCGCGCGGGCCGCCCACUCCCCCUACGAGGAGCGCGGCCGGACCAAGGGCGGGGGCCCGCCCGAGCGCGCCGAGCGCAGCCCCGAGCGCGGCCGCAGGGAGAACCACGCGGGCGACGCCGCCAAGGACGGCGCGGGCGGCGGCGGCGCCGCGCUGAGCAACCGCCGGCACGCGGCCGAGGAGCGCGGCGGCCACCACCACCACGGCGACGCGGCCGCCGCCGCCGCCCCGGACGCCAAGAAGGCGCGCGAGGCCGAGCGCAACCACCGGACCGCGGAGGCCGCCGAGGCGCGGGCGGCCGAGGAGCCGCGGCGCGAGGCGCGCAGGCCAGCCACGCUGGGCGAGUUCGCGCAGACGCUGCCGCUGGGCUGGCGCGGGCUGCUGGUGCUCAAGAACAGCUGCUUCCCCACCUGCAUGCACGUGCUGGAGGGCGACCCCGCCGUGCUGGGCGCGCUGCUCCGCGACCACGCGUCCGGCGGCAAGCUCACGCAGCUCAAGAUCGCGCAGCGCCUGCGGCUGGACCAGCCCAAGCUGGACGAGGUGACGCGCCGCAUCCGGCAGGGCAGCCCGCACGGCUACGCGGUGCUGCUGGCCACGCAGGCGCAGGCGCAGGCGGCCGAGCCCGGCGCGCCCGCCGCGGAGCCCGGCCUGCAGCGCCGCCUGCUGCGCAACCUCGUCUCCUACUUGAAGCAGAAGCAGGCGGCCGGCGUCAUCAGCCUGCCGGUGGGCGGCCCCAAGGGCCGGGACAGCUCGGGCAUGCUCUACGCCUUCCCGCCCUGCGACUUCUCGCAGCAGUACCUGCAGGCGGCCCUGCGGACGCUGGGCAAGCUGGAGGAGGAGCACAUGGUGAUCGUGAUCGUGCGGGACGCCGCCUAGCCCCGCGCCCCGGACACUUCCCGAGC
Molecule: messenger RNA, 2037 nt
Organism: Dipodomys ordii (Ord's kangaroo rat)
Lineage: Eukaryota; Metazoa; Chordata; Mammalia; Rodentia; Heteromyidae
Gene: Rbm15b
Product: RNA binding motif protein 15B
Biological process (GO): regulation of alternative mRNA splicing, via spliceosome
Cellular component (GO): nucleus
Molecular function (GO): mRNA binding
Source: RefSeq, a predicted model, not a curated record